Molecule: messenger RNA, 2789 nt
Organism: Xylona heveae TC161
Lineage: Eukaryota; Fungi; Ascomycota; Xylonomycetes; Xylonales; Xylonaceae
Exons: 5
Coding region: 1-2349 (782 amino acids)
Cellular component (GO): cytoplasm
Molecular function (GO): oxidoreductase activity
Source: RefSeq, a predicted model, not a curated record
AUGGCACCGUCAACGCCACGGUUACGAAUCUUGUCAGUGGGCGGAAAUUCUGUUUCAGCUUUCCUGUCAUGGCGAUUGCAGGCCACGAACGCUUGUGACGUGACGCUGGUGUGGAAAUCCGGUUUUGAUGCCGUUGCACAGUAUGGAAUUACGUUCAAGUCAAAACUUUUUGGCAAUGAGAGGUUUAAGCCGCAUCAAGUUGUCCGAUCGCCCGAGGAAGCGUCUACAACACAAAAGGGUCCGUUUGAUUACGUUCUAUUGUGCGUCAAAGCACUUCCCGACGUCUACGACCUCUCGGCCGUGAUCGAGCCUGUUGUCACGCCGCAACACACUUGUAUUCUCGUCAACACGACACAUUCGCUGGGGGUCGAGGCCCAUUUGGAGCAGCGAUUUCCCACCAACGUUGUGCUCUCACUUGUUUCUGGAGCCGAGAUUACGCAAUUGGGUGCUAGCGAGUUUGAGCAUCAAGGCAGCACAGAUGUCUGGGUCGGUCCCGCGAACAAGAACCCAAGCAUCCCCGCCUCGAUCCAGUCAGACAUGGCGGAGGCGCUAGCAAUGACAUUGUCUUCUGGCCAGGUUGACUGCAAGGUCUCGGAGAAUAUUCGACAACAGCAGUAUGAGCGCAUGAUUGGUCCCAUUUCGUUCCAUCCCGCCAGUGUCUUGUUUGAGACUCCGAACCAUGCCGAUCUACUCGGCAAAGUCGGCGUUCGCCCUCUGGUAUCAGACGUGAUUGAUGAAGUGCUUCAGAUUGCAACCGCGCAAGGCUGUUCAUUUCCCGAGGAUUUCAAGGAGAAGACCAUGGAGACGAUGAUUCAGCCGAUAGAUGCCCGAAGCAUCAUGUAUCAGGACUUCACUGCUCGGCGGCCGAUGGAAGUCGAAACUUACCUGGGUUCACCUAUCAAGCUUGCCCAGGAGUUGGGCGUACAUGUUCCACGUAUUGAAACCUUGUAUGCUCUUCUUCAUCACAUCAACACAGUCAAUCAGUCACGCCCGGCCGUUCCACCCACGUCGCCUGGCGUAAAUGGUCCAAUGGUGCGACCCGGCCCACUCUCGCGGCCGCCGAGCAACGGGGGUCCGAUGAAUGGUCCGAUGCGAAAUGGUAUGCGCAGUCGAGUCCCAUCGGGUGUUGGCCCUCCGCCGCCACAAAUGCGACGAGCGCCGCCAUCGGCGAACGGCUUUCCUCCCCGACCACUCGUCAAUGGCAACUACCCGCCACGGGGUCCUUCAUCACUAGCUGGAGCACCGCCACCAGGUCAACUCUCUCGACGGCCAUCGCUAGAGGGUAAUGACCUUGAAGAUUUUAGCCAUGUGGUACUCUAUGACAACAUCCCAGAAGGGGGUGUGCCCGAUGGCGCUGGCGCCCCCACCAAUGUCGAUUUGACUAUGGGUAGCGCUGCAAUGAAUACACCCCAUUCUGAGCUCAACGCGCGUGAAAGAGAUUUGAUGCUUCGCGCACGGGAGCUCGCGUUGCGUGAGCAAGAAUUCAACAUGAGACGUGGCCCUCCUCGGAAACCUCAGCCUUCUCCUCGUCGCGGCGGUGGCGGAGGUAGUUGGGAUGACGAUGAUGACGAUGAGUACUUUGAUCCGUUGAAUUCUCGCGCACCUGUUCCGAUGAUUGACCCGGACAACGUUGACAUGAUGAGCAUUACUUCAAAACGGAAUCGCAAGAUCCCUAGUGUUAACCAGCUCCGCAAGAACCCUGAGAUGGCCUCGGGCUCACAUUUUGGAUUCGGACGCACACGGCCCGGUAUGAGUCGCAACCGGACGAGUACGGCGCUCAUGCAGGAUGUUCCUGGGCUUCACGAUUCAAUUAUGGAUAAUGCUCUGCUGGGCUAUUCCUCGGACCGUUAUGGCGACGUCGAUCGCGCGCGUAUUGGUCAUGAAUCUCGCGCGAACUCUUUGACUGCAGCUCGGCUGGACGAGCUCAGCAUUUCUGGUAGCAUGCCCGGAGGCUAUCCGGCCAUGGCGCGUCGCCCAAGCCAGUCUCCAGGAGACCCAUACAACCCUGGCAGAAGGACCGGUAGACCUUCGCCGCCCAAUGGACCGAACGGAUAUAUGGGUCCUAACGGACCACCAACGCAAGGCAGCCGACCAUCACCUCCGGGGAUGAUGCGGGCACCGAUUCCGAGGCAUCCGCCUGGACAAGGAAAUACUGUGGCACCACAACAGGUUGAGCAGCAUGCUGGGGUGAGCAACCUUUACCCGCCUAAGAGCGCUCCAAAUGUGCGAAGUCUGACGGGCAGUGCGAGCGCUAGCGCGGCGAGUGGUGAAAGCGCCCAGAUUGAUUCCGAAAAUUCGGCUCACAGCAGCCAAAGCAGCCUCGGCCCUCGACCUAAUACCGGCAUUUAGAUUCUCUUCAUCCCACCGAGUCUCUUUCUUACUCUUUUACGAUUCUUUCUGAUGCGACCACUUGUCACCAUUUGAGUAAUGGCUGCAAAGAUGGGGAGGUUUUCAUAUUGGAGACUUUUGGCGUGUCACCUCUUUCAUCUUUUUUCUUUCCCCUCUUCUCUUCAUUCAAAUCUUCGAAAGCUUUUUUCUUUCUUUCUUUUUUCCCCCUCUCCUUGAGUCCCCGAUAUGGAUGAUAACCAAGGUUUUCAUUAGUUUGCGCCUUUGAGAAAGAGGUUCGGGGUAAGAGUAAGGACUGCGAGCGCCGGGCUAAUGUGCAUCACAUCAUAUUCAAGUUUCUUAGAUUUGGUACACCCCAGAGGUUUUGUUAUUAUUUAUUGUUUUCCCAGUACGGCAUACAUGAUAUGGGUCCCUGUUGUUUUCGCGUCUCACUUUCUUUUUCU